AUGGAAGCCCCUCAAGCACGCAUUGACUCCUUCAAGAAAUCCAAGCGCGUAAAGAACCCAAACAAAACAUCCUCAACGACAACGCUCAAAUGGCCACACCCAUCUCAUUUCCAAGCCAAUCCAGAAUCUCUUGCUGAGGCAGGAUUUUACUACGACCCUAGUUUCGACGACCCAGACAAUGUCACCUGUUACAUCUGCGAAAAGGAGCUGGGAGGCUGGGAAGAGGACGAUGACCCGCUUCUUAUCCAUUGGACCAAGUGUGGACAGGCGUGUUGUUGGGCUAAUCUCCGUUGUGGUAUGAGACUGGACAUGGAUCAGUCGGGAAGAUACGUAUUUCACGAUAAGACGCGUCACCCAACCCACAAGUCAAUGGAAAAAGCCCGACUCGAUACUUUUGCGGCUGGAAAGGGAUGGAUCCAUGACAAGACGAAGAAUCAUGGGGCGUGUUCCAAAAUGAUGGCCCGUGCUGGCUUUGUUUUCACUCCUCAGCAUAGUGGCGACGACCUUGCAACAUGCUUGUACUGCAAUACUUCAUUGAGUGGUUGGGACGCAGACGACGAUCCCAUGGAGGAGCACCGCAAGAGGCAGAGCAAAUCCGAUCCUUGCCCGUUCUUCAGUGUUCCAGAAACUGCCCAAGGAAGUAAAUCCGCCUCCCGCGCACAAUCGACUAGGCCUCCAUCCAAAACCCAAUCCAAGCCUGCGUCGCGUUCUGUAUCUAAGUCAAAACACCAAGAUGUUAUCAUGCCAACCAAAACUUUUGACGGCGAAGAGGAAUCUGACCCGGGUCAAUCGUCUAAUACCACCCGGUCAACGACCAAAACGCCGCGGAAAGGUCGGUCAACGUCAGGGACUGCUAAGACACCAAGAAGCAAGACCCGGAGUUCAAGUCGUUCCGGGCUGAAUAAUGUGGCUGAAGAGGAGGAAGAGGCUCCUGUAGAACCUCCCACGACAGUCAAGAAAAAAGCUCGGUCACGCUCUCAGUCGGUUCAACCGUCAGAGGUCGCGGAUCAAACAGAGGAGGAAGGACCACGCAAACCAUCUCGCUCAAAAUCUCACUCAAAAUUGAAAGAAAAAGCUCAAUCUGAACCUGAACAAGAGGAAGAAGAAGAGGCACCUCGCAAAUCUUCUCGUGUCAAGUCCAAGAAGUCUGUUGCUCCCGUUUCAGUAGCACCGUCAGUGGACGAGGACGAGCCUCCGCGCAAGCCUUCACGAUCAAGAACCAAAACAAAGCCUGUCGAAUCGGAACCGGAGCAAGAAGAACCACCUCAAGUCGUUACAAAGCCCAAGCCCAAGCACCAGAGGACUGCCUCAAGAUCGAAGGCGAAAGCACCUCCUGUCCAAGUGGACUCGGAGCCAGAGCCGGAGCCGGAGCCCGUGGCAAGCGUCGCUCCGAAGAAGAAAACUUCAGCCAAAUCGCUGAAAAAUCGAGUUCCAGAUGCAAGAGAGCUCUUAAACGACGAUGUGGUCAUGGAAAGCUACAUCCCUCCACCGUCAUCUCCGCCUCCUGCACCCAGAGGGCCAUCGCCGCAAAUAGAGCUUGAACCCUUGUUCGUUCCUAAGCGUGUCAAGAAGACGCCUACACCUGCUCCAUCUCCAGACGAGCCUGGUGAAGAACCUGAACCUCAGCCAGUCGAAAAGGAGAAGAAGAAACCUGGGAGGUCCAAAGCGAAGCCCCAGCCAACUGCACCUGAGGAAGAGCUGGAAGAGCCCGAGGUAUCCGUGCCUUCGGAUGUUUAUGGGCCUCUCGGGCCUGCUUCCGUCAACCCAGCAAGCCAGGUUCCACCUGUGAGGGGGAAACCAGUGACGAAGCCCAAGACACCUGGGCAGGCGAAGCAGAAGAUAAAGGUCGUUGAAGUGUCAAGUGACGAAGAGGAACCGGAGGAGACCGAAUUGAGUAAGCAGACAAGGAAAGCAAGUGUUUCUGUGCAAAGCAGCAAAUUCGGUUCUCAAGACUCAACCAAAGCGGCGGCGGGUCUCCCUCCUGCUUUUGCCCAGCUCGCGCGGCCAUCAGAGGCUCGUUCGAAGCCGAUCUCUGCUGCUGGAAAGCGUAAGCCGCAGCUGAAGUAUGUGGUCGAGCCUGCUCAACCUCAGGUUUCCACCACCGUGCCAAUGGAAGAUGUAGACGUGAAAAUGGACGCUGUUGAGUCUGAACAUGUCUCCGUAACGGAACCUGAUGACGACGGAGACACGGAUAUGCACACCGCACCGUCGACCCCUCCUCGACCAGCUGCAUUCCACCAGAACCGCCAACAAGAAACGCAGCCUGCUACACCUCCACCUCGCUCCUCUCAGGAUCCACUGCCUCCGACAAUCGUUCUUCCAGAUGAGUCUGCGCCGCCGGAAGCACCGAAGGAACCUCCUUUGAUCCCCGCUCUGUCGAAGCUUCCGUUUGUCCCACUGCCCAGCCUGAGCGAUGCGGAGCUCGACAUGACGGUUGAGGAGUGGAUUCGAUACCAGAUAGAGGUGGAAUUCGAUAAGUUCCGCAGAGAUGGCGAGAGGGAACUGCAGAGGUUUAGGAAGAGGGCGGAGGAGGUUAGGAAGGUUAUUGAGAGUCUUUAG
Molecule: messenger RNA, 2559 nt
Organism: Cyclocybe aegerita
Lineage: Eukaryota; Fungi; Basidiomycota; Agaricomycetes; Agaricales; Hemipholiotaceae
Source: the annotation of a GenBank genome assembly